CAUGUGGAUGGAGCCGCCAUUGUUGCACCUGGAGAGAGCUCCCGCAACCGGCUCCGUCGACGAAAGCUUCCGCCAAAUCCCUAAAGACGUUGCUGCCGCUUCCUCGAGGAGAAGCGGUCCCGCCGGAGCUCCGUCGCGGAAGGGCCGCUUCUUCGCCUCGGAAUUCCCGGACCGGACCUCGUUCUGCGAUUCUUCGUCCCGUCGAGAUCUCAACGAGCGCGAGAAGGAAGCUUUUUGUCCGCAUUCUCCCUCUCUCUCUCUUGGAGUCUUCGCCCUCCGGGGUUCGUUCUCCAUUUUCAGAAUAUUUCCUUUCGGUCAAAAGCCCGAAGAGGACGGCCGGACCGCGCGGCGCGAGUUGCGCGCGUGACACGGCGGCGUCGGCGUUCCUUCCGCUGCCGCCGCGUUCGGCAUUUCUGCGCUAGGGUUCGAACCGAAUCUGGGUCGGCUUCUCUAUCCGCGUCUCCCAUGAAAGUCAUCUGUUGCGUACGCUACUGCAAAAUCAUUUGAUACUCCAUGGCUCUGCUGUUGGGGGGCAUGGAACUCCAGAAUGAUGACCGGGAAGCUAGACGAAGCAUGUCUCACGGAAGGACAAGCAGCACUGGUUCCUCAUUAAGACGACGGUCGUUGAAUUUGUCAAGUGUGCUUCCCAAUCAGCUGGAUGAUGACAUUGACAGUGAGAGGGUUUCAGAGGCUGGCGAUAUUGGGGAUCGGGCUCUUAGCAGUAAGAGGUACAGUGAAAGUGGCAGUAUGCGUUUAUCUGCAGAUCAUGCAAUAGAGAAUGGAAUAGUUUUUCCAACUCAAGAGGACACCCUGCUGCAUCCGAUUGGUUUCUGGUCUCGCGAUCCAUCGACUUUGAAUUCUGUCUCCCCUGUAUCGCUCGUGGUGGAAGAGAUCAUAUCUCCUCUAUCAACUGAUGGAAUCUUGAGACCCGUCGACGAAAAAAAGGAUGAAGAGAGAGUGUUGCCUCGGUCAUUGGAGUAUAUAUCCUGUCUUGUUCAUCUUGCUGUUUUUGGGAUUCUAGGGGUCUUAACAAGGUAUUUACUUCAAAAGUUAUUUGGCCCUGCAGUUGCUGGAGUGACAAGCGACACAACUAUAUUAUACCUUGAUCUUCCUUCAAACAUGGUUGGUUCUUUUUUGAUGGGUUGGUUUGGUGUUGUAUUCAAGCAAGAUAUAUCUGAAGUCUCUGAUUUUCUAGCAAUUGGAUUGUCAACUGGUUAUUUGGGAAGCGUUACGACUUUUAGUGGUUGGAAUCAGAAGAUGCUUGACCUUAGUGUACAUGGCAAGUGGCUGUUUUCAGUCCUGGGAUUUCUCAUUGGAUUAUUUCUUGCAGCCUAUUCCAUUGAAUUCGGGGUUGAGACAGCGAAGGGCUUCCGGUGGUUAAUGGAAAAGCGCCCUGCGAAUUCUAGCAAUGGCAUAUCUGCAAAAAGCUGGACACUAAACAGCCGUGAGCGUCACUUGUCUAUCAUCUUGGUGAUGGCACUGUUGUUGGGGUCAUUAUGGGCUCUUAGUGCGACAAUGCUGAAACAUGAGUUUGGAAAUGGAGGCAGUGAAGCUCAACUGUGGUUGGGUUGUGCCGUCGGGCCUGUAGGUGUUUGGAUCCGGUGGUUCCUAGCACGACUUAAUGGACGUGGGCUAGGAAAGAGUGGUCUUUUGAAAUGGGUUCCAUUUGGGACUCUGAUUGCCAAUGUCUCUGCAGCUUGCGUCAUGGCAGCUCUCUCUACCACGAAGAAAGCAGUGAGUACCAAGACUUGUGACACAGUUGCUACGGGCAUCCAAUUUGGACUUCUAGGCUGUCUGAGUACUGUGUCGACGUUCAUGGCCGAGUUCAAUGCGAUGAGACGAAGCAAACACCCCUGGCAAGCUUAUGCAUAUGCGAUUGCUACAAUAGCCAUCUCAUUCGGCUCGGGAAUCCUGAUAUACAAUCUCCCUGUUUGGAUAAAAGGAUAUGAGUAAGCAUGUCGAGAUGGCCUCCUCCUACUUUACUUCAGACGACGCUUGAGGAACUCAAGAGGAGAACAGACCUAUGCACAGAGAGGACAAGAGAGCUCGACCGAGUUACACUGCCUAAGAGCUUUUCCAUGGUGCUUUGAGGCAGGCUCCACUAUGUACAUGCAAGUACGCAUUUACCCACCAUGAUCGAGUUUUGACCCCGCAUAUGUUUGAGCAGAUAGCAAAUUACAAGCGAAACCGAGGAGUGUUACUUCUCACCUGUGAUAUGUAUCGGAAGACUUUAGCCUGUGUUCCAAAAGAAAAAGCUUAAUGCGGAUGUGAUGAUCGAACUCCAUUUCUUCACGCUUCUAUGGCAGCAAGAAGAAAAGCCCGUACUGACUAAUAUCCACGCGGAUUAUGGGUCGAAUUAGAACAAUUCGGAGGUGCAGAAAUCCCACCUUCAAUUGCUGCUCGGAUCUGGUAAAAGAGCUACCUCGCGGCUUUAUAAGAUAGCUGGAAAAUCCUGGCAUGGUGAAAAUUUCGAUGACAGAGCAGUGAGAUGCCCACCGGAAUUGAGUGAAUGAUAACGAGACACUUCGGGUUUUCAUGUCUACAGACAUUUGAUGAAAGAGAUUCAUCAUACUGGCAUUCCAAAACUGUCUAAUUCAUAAGAAGUUCUUAGGAUUGUAAAUUAGAGUACACAAAGAGCGUUUCAAUGUGCAAUCACUCUGUUGUGAAUUGAUGAGCUCUACAUCAUGUCAGCGAUGCAAUCGAUGAGAAUGAUAUUUCCAUCUCUAUAGGACCGAUGGCUCUCGUUGAAGGGACGUUCCUUUCCAUUAAUCAAGGACUAUGUUAUACGAGGGUUUGACAAA
Eucalyptus grandis is the source of this 2801-nucleotide messenger RNA. Its product is annotated as fluoride export protein 1. The coding region runs from base 514 to 1953 and encodes 479 amino acids. The transcript has 7 exons. Gene Ontology annotation, biological process: fluoride transmembrane transport. NCBI's taxonomy places the organism in Eukaryota, Viridiplantae, Streptophyta, Magnoliopsida, Myrtales, Myrtaceae. The record is from RefSeq and is a predicted model, not a curated record. Gene Ontology annotation, cellular component: membrane. Gene Ontology annotation, molecular function: fluoride transmembrane transporter activity.